Piliocolobus tephrosceles (Ugandan red Colobus) is the source of this 4662-nucleotide messenger RNA. It is a transcript of the gene BIRC2, whose product is annotated as baculoviral IAP repeat containing 2. The transcript has 10 exons. NCBI's taxonomy places the organism in Eukaryota, Metazoa, Chordata, Mammalia, Primates, Cercopithecidae. Bases 2235 to 4163 code for a protein of 642 amino acids. The record is from RefSeq and is a predicted model, not a curated record. Gene Ontology annotation, cellular component: cytoplasm; nucleus. Gene Ontology annotation, biological process: regulation of cell cycle; negative regulation of necroptotic process; negative regulation of apoptotic process. Gene Ontology annotation, molecular function: ubiquitin protein ligase activity; cysteine-type endopeptidase inhibitor activity involved in apoptotic process.
UAUAUUUCAUUUUAUUGAAACAUUCAGAAAAUACUGGGAGUGAAGCCUGACUUCCAAUACCGUUCCCGUUGCUGGCAAUGAGCAUCUGAAAUAAUGACACUUUUGUCUUUAGUGCAUAUGCACUGUUUGUCUCCAGAACAGAAAACCAAAAGUUUAAAAACAAGAUAAUCUAGUCGAUUGUAAAACUCAUCGAGUCUUCAAAAUUAUUCAUCAGACGCUUCCUACUUUCCAACGCUUCGCUUUUUUCGAUUUGCAGACAGCUGUUGAACGCUGAUGCCACACAAACGGUUACAAUUGUUUACUUAAGCAAAAAAUGCCACCAGACUGACUCCAUCCUCAAAAUGCAGUCAUCUCGACGGGGGGAGGCAUCACACUAGGGGAGCCUUGCCACGGGCCAGACCAUAACCCUGAGGUGACACAGGGUAGACGCGCAAAACCACCGGCGCCAGGGCGUUUCCGCAGGGUUUCCCAAGAGUCAAACGCAGCGGCUCACGGUUUGCCACGUCCCCCAGGAGAAUGGUAGGCACAGAGAGAGAGGAAAUGUGGAGGGGGCACAAACCGCAAGGUGGAGAGAAAACGAACAAGCACCGAGUUGAUAGGGAUAGUCCCUGUUCCCCUGAGGGCCGACCCCGCGACUCCCGCUGGGCGGCCAGUUGCGCCGGGCGUCCCUGGGCCUCCCAGCGUCUUUCCCAGAGGUUAGUCUCCCCACUGCCGAAAGUGCGCUCGGUUCCGCUUUCCGGCCCCAGCCUCCUGGGCGCCCUCGCGCGGCUGCUAACGCGGAUCCCCGGCUGGGCGCGCUGACGUCAUCGUGCGUCGGCGUGAGCCCGGAUGGGGCGGCGGGCUUCAGGAGCGCCGGAGCUGAUCCGAGCCGAGGCGGCCGUAUCUCCUUGUCCGUACCGCUGCUUCCCGGCUCUGGGGAGGCCUCUAGGCUGCCGCGCAGCUUCCGUGUUUGCUGCGCCCGCACUGCGAUUUACAGCCCUGAAGAAUCUCCCUCUCCCUAUUUUCCCCCUGCAGUAAUAAAUCCCAUUAUGGAGGUCUCGAAGCUUUAUAAAGGGAUAUAGUUUGAAUUCUAUGGAGUGUAAUUUUGUGUAUGAAUUAUAUUUUUAAAACGUUGAAGAGUUUACAGAAAGAAGGCUAGUAGAGUUGAUUACUGAUACGUUAUGCUAAGCAGUACUUUUUUUGGUAAUACAGUGUUUUGUCAGGUGUUUCUGAUAACACUAGAAAGGACAAGUUGUGUCUUGUGAUAAAUUGAUUGAUGUUUACAGCAUGACUGAUAAUCACAGCUGAAUAGUCCUUAAAUGAUGAACAGAUUAUUUAGUUUUUAAAUGCAGUGUGAAAAGUGUGCUGUGGAAAUUUUAUGGCUAACUAAUUAAGUUUAUGGAGAAAAUACCUUCAGUUGAUCAAGAAUAAUAAAGUGGUAUACAAAGUUAGGAAGAAAGUCAACAUGAUGCUGCAGGAAAUGGAAACAAAUACAAAUGAUAUUUAACAAAGAUAGAAGAGUUUAUAGUUUGUGAACUUUAAGCCAAAUUCAUUUGACAUCAAACACUGUAACGGGCACAGGUUCAACGAAGCUUGUGGGUGUUGACUUCCCCAAAAGUUGUCAGCUGAAGUAAUGUAGCCUGCUUAUGUAAUUACUAUGGUGAUAAGCUGUGUGAACUUAGCCUUUAAGUAGUGUGACCAUAUGAAGAUUUUAAUUACUUUUGUUUAUUGGAAUAAAAUGAGAUUCUUUGGGGACAUCAUAUUAAAGUGCUUAUAGGGAAAGAAGCCUGCAUGUAAUUUUUUACCUUGUGGCAUAAUCAGUAAUUGAUCUGUUAUCCAGGCUUCAUAGCUUGUAACCAAAUAUAAAUAAAAGGUGUAAUUUAGGUAUUCUGUAGUUGCUUAGAAUUUUGAGAAUAUAAAUCUCUGUGAAAAAUCAAGGAGUUUCAACAUUUUCAAAAGUGAGUUCACCUUUUCAGGGCUUUGGGUUAGUAUUACUCAAGAUUAUGAACAAAUAGCACUUAGAUUACCUAAAAGAGUUACUACAACCCCAAAGACUUGUGUUCUAAGUAGUAUCUUGGUAAUUCAGAGAGAGACUCAUCCUACCUGAAUAUAAACUGAGAUAAAUCCAGUAAAGAAAGUGUAGUGAAUUCUACAUAAGAGUCUAUCAUUGAUUUCUUUUUGUGGUAAAAAUCUUAUUUUGUGUGAAGAAAUUUCAUGUGAAUGUUUUAGCUAUCAAACAGUACUGUCACCUACUCAUGCACAAAACUGCCUCCCAAAGACUUUUCCCAGGUCCCUCGUAUCAAAACAUUAAGAGUAUAAUGGAAGAUAGCACGAUCUUGUCAGAUUGGACAAACAGCAACAAACAAAAAAUGAAGUAUGACUUUUCCUGUGAACUCUACAGAAUGUCUACAUAUUCAACUUUCCCCGCCGGGGUUCCUGUCUCAGAAAGGAGUCUUGCUCGUGCUGGUUUUUAUUAUACUGGUGUGAAUGACAAGGUCAAAUGCUUCUGUUGUGGCCUGAUGCUGGAUAACUGGAAACUAGGAGACAGUCCUAUUGAAAAGCAUAAACAACUAUAUCCUAGCUGUAGCUUUAUUCAGAAUCUGGUUUCAGCUACUCUGGGAUCCACCUCUAAGAAUACUUCUCCAGUGAGAAACAGUUUUGCACAUUCAUUAUCUCCCACCUUGGAACAUAGUAGCUUGUUCAGUGGUUCUUACUCCAGCCUUUCACCAAACCCUCUUAAUUCUAGAGCAGUUGAAGACUUCUCUCCAUCGAGGACUAACCCCUACAGUUAUGCAAUGAGUACUGAAGAAGCCCGAUUUCUUACCUACCAUAUGUGGCCAUUAACUUUUUUGUCACCGUCAGAAUUGGCAAGAGCUGGUUUUUAUUAUAUAGGACCUGGAGAUAGGGUAGCCUGCUUUGCCUGUGGUGGGAAGCUCAGUAACUGGGAACCAAAGGAUGAUGCUAUGUCAGAACACCGGAGGCAUUUUCCCAACUGUCCAUUUUUGGAAAAUUCUCUAGAAACGCUGAGGUUUAGCAUUUCAAAUCUGAGCAUGCAGACACAUGCAGCUCGAAUGAGAACAUUUAUGUACUGGCCAUCCAAUGUUCCAGUUCAGCCUGAGCAGCUUGCAAGUGCUGGUUUUUAUUAUGUGGGUCGCAAUGAUGAUGUCAAAUGCUUUUGUUGUGAUGGCGGCUUGAGGUGUUGGGAAUCUGGAGAUGAUCCAUGGGUAGAACAUGCCAAGUGGUUUCCAAGGUGUGAGUUCUUGAUACGAAUGAAAGGUCAAGAGUUUGUUGAUGAGAUUCAAGGUAGAUAUCCUCAUCUUCUUGAACAGCUGUUGUCAACUUCGGAUACUACUGGAGAUGAAAAUGCUGACCCACCAAUUAUUCAUUUUGGACCUGGAGAAAGUUCUUCAGAAGAUGCCGUCAUGAUGAAUACACCUGUGGUUAAAUCUGCCUUGGAAAUGGGCUUUAGUAGAGACCUGGUAAAACAAACAGUUCAAAGUAAAAUCCUGACAACUGGAGAGAACUACAAAACAGUUAAUGAUAUUGUAUCAGCACUUCUUAAUGCUGAAGACGAAAAAAGAGAAGAGGAGAAGGAAAGACAAGCUGAAGAAAUGGCAUCAGCUCCAGGCCGGGCACGGUGGCUCACGCCUGUAAUCCCAGCACUUUGGGAGGCCGAGACGGGCGGAUCACAAGAUGAUUUGUCAUUAAUUCGGAAGAAUAGAAUGGCUCUCUUUCAACAGUUGACGUGUGUGCUUCCUAUUUUGGAUAAUCUUUUAAAGGCCAAUGUAAUUAAUAAACAGGAACAUGAUAUUAUUAAACAAAAAACACAGAUACCUUUACAAGCAAGAGAACUGAUUGAUACCGUUUUGGUUAAAGGAAAUGCUGCAGCCAACAUCUUCAAAAACUGUCUAAAAGAAAUUGACUCUACAUUGUAUAAGAACUUAUUUGUGGAUAAGAAUAUGAAGUAUAUUCCAACAGAAGAUGUUUCAGGUCUGUCACUGGAAGAACAAUUGAGGAGGUUGCAAGAAGAACGAACUUGUAAAGUGUGUAUGGACAAAGAAGUUUCUAUUGUAUUUAUUCCUUGUGGUCAUCUGGUAGUAUGCCAGGAAUGUGCCCCUUCUCUAAGAAAAUGCCCUAUUUGCAGGGGUAUAAUCAAGGGUACUGUUCGUACAUUUCUCUCUUAAAGAAAAAUAGGCUAUACUUUAACAUGUAUAAAAAAGUCUUUAAAAUAUUGUUGAACACUUGAAGCCAUCUGAAGUAAAAAGGGAAUUAUUUUUCAAUUAGUGACAUUCAUGUUCUAGUCUGCUUUGGUACUAAUAAUCUUGUUUCUGAAAAGAUGGUAUCAUAUAUUUAAUCUUAAUCUGUUUAUUUACAAGGGAAGAUUUAUGUUUGGUGAACUAUAUUGGUGUGUAUGUGUGGACCUAAGAGGAACUAAGGGAGUAGUGUCCCUGCUUGUUAUGUAUCAUUUCAGGAGUUACUGGAUUUGGUAUUCUUUCAGAAAGCUUUGAAUACUAAAUUACAGUGUAGAUUAAAAGAACUGGAAACCAGAAACUCUGGAGUUCAUCAGAGUUAAUGGUGCCGAAUUGUCUUUGGUGCUUUUCACUUGUGUUUUAAAAUAAGGAUUUUUCUCUCAUUUCUCCCCCUAGUUUGUGAGAAACAUCUCAAUAAAGUGCUUUAAAAAGA